AUGUCCUUGUCGAAACCCUGGAAUCAUUUCGGUCCUCACCAUCCCUUCCCGGAGAAACAGACGUUUGCCGGCCUCUACAGGGACGCCCCGUCAUCUUUGGUUUCCUCGCGAGGCCUCUCUCUACCCUCUGCCUUUGCCCCUGAUUCUUCGGUCAACAUGAAUGCCCUUUCCCCUGAUGAGAUGGAGCGCUUCCAGAAGCUCUCGAAUGAGUUUGAGCCUGAUGUGCAGGGCCCUCUGGUGUCGACAAAACAGUCGAGCCAUUCGAUUGCCUUGGACUACGCCAAUGCUGACCCUACCCUGUCCACGAAGACGAACGCCCUUGCUGUGACACAUCCCAUGAGCCGGAUCAUGAAAGGUGAUGGGAAUUGUGGUUGGAGAGCCGUGGCCUUUGGCUAUUUUGAGACUCUUUUUGCCCUCCGGGAUCCACUUCGUCUGCAGCGCGAGCUGGCUCGGAUCAAGUCACUUAACUCGCUUCUAGAUCAGGUCGGACAGCAGGAGCAUCUGUACGAGAUUUUUGUCGAUGCUACGGAAGAUAUCUUUAGUCAAGCCUCUGCUGCAAUCCAGAAUGGCGUCCAGGAUGAGACAUUUCUCGUUGAUGCGUUCAAUGAAGAGUAUAGCUCCAGUGCUGUCAUUACUCAUUUCAGACUCAUGACCAGUGCGUGGAUGAAACUCAACCCGCAUCGGUAUCAAGCUUUCCUGUCCCUACCGCUGGACCAGUAUUGCGCCACGCAGGUUGAGACCGUGAGGACGGAAAUCGACGAAGUUGGCCUGCAGGCGCUGGUCGAUGGUGUGAUCGAGGGCGCCGGGUUUGGAGUUGAGAUUUUGUAUCUCGACAGAAGCGAAGGCGAUGCGGUGACGCCGCACCAGCUAUCUCCCAAUCGACCCAGCGGGGCGACCAUUCGCUUGCUGUACCGACCAGGCCACUAUGAUCUUCUCUACCGAGCCGAACCUUCUGUGAAUAUGGCACCCGUGGUCAACUACCAAUACGCAAUGACUUCUAACUGCUCCCCCUGGGAUCAAGGUGCUCUCUCCUUCGACGUCAACUCUCACUUGAUGUCCAUCCCCAAUCUCAUGGCGGAUCCGUCCUUCGCGAUGGCACCGCCCAUGUCUCCCAUGCCCUCGGUGUCGCCAUCCCCCGCCAGCUCCUUUCGGGUGUCUCCCCCACAGGACCUGUACCAGUCGCCCAUGCAGACCCAUGCACCCGUUCCCUCUAUCCCGGUUUCCUCGCCCUCUUCCAUGGUGUCCGCGCCGCCGCCGCCGAUGACUUCGCUGCCGACCCGAUCGUCGGAUGGGCCGCAGAUUCGACUGAAUCCGUUGGUGAUGAAACCUAAUUUGAGUCACUCGCUGCCGGUGACCACUCCGUUUAAAAAGUGA
This is a messenger RNA of Penicillium alfredii, 1374 nucleotides long. RefSeq names its product OTU family ubiquitin thioesterase. Lineage: Eukaryota; Fungi; Ascomycota; Eurotiomycetes; Eurotiales; Aspergillaceae. Gene Ontology annotation, cellular component: nucleus. Bases 1 to 1374 code for a protein of 457 amino acids. The transcript is spliced from 6 exons. The record is from RefSeq and is a predicted model, not a curated record. Gene Ontology annotation, molecular function: ubiquitin binding; cysteine-type deubiquitinase activity. Gene Ontology annotation, biological process: protein K48-linked deubiquitination.